GGGUGUUUCUUCUGUCAACUACAUGUGACCGCACAUACUUGACGACAAAAAUUGUUUGAAAACAAAUGCAACAGGUUGAAAUGAGAAAAAACGUCAACGCAUCAUGAGCCAAACGUCAGACUCAGUGUUUGACAGUUGAAACGUCAAGCAGCUCUUCUAUCCGUCAGAGUUUUCAAUGACAAUUGGUUGGAUAUUUUUGUCUUUGUCAUUGAUAGAUAUUGUGAAAACGUAGCGAAUGAGUAAUUUUUAUUUUGUAGAAAAAAACCAAUCGAAUCAUCUCAAUUAACAGAUGAGUCGUUUAGUUUAAGUGUUUUGUACGCGAAUUGCGUUAAGUUCUUGCCAUGGACUUGGAUUGAGUGAAUUUAAACGCAACUGAUUCAACAAACAACAAUGGCAGAUAUAAGCACUGAAACGUCCGAUUUGCUGGGCUUACCCAGACCUGCACAAUUUAACUACGGUAACUUCAGCCACAAUGUGUCCCUGGAUAACUUGGUUAUGAAUGCCAAUCUGGCUUGGCUCGUCGGUUCGUUAGCAACAUCAAUUCUAUGGGUAGUCUAUAUAACAUUCUACAAUUCACGUGUUGUGGGAUACUUUCUGACGAAAAUCAUAAAUCGCAUGUUUAUGAAAGGAUGCUACUUUAAAAUUGGUUCACUGAACUUGAAUCCAUUGGCGGGAAAAAUUAUGUUUCGUGACGUCGUGUAUAUUUGUUUUGAUUAUUCUAUUCGUGUGCAAGAUGGAUAUUUUAUAUUUCGAUGGUGGCGUUCGUAUGUCCCAAAAGAUGUGUCGGAAGAUUUAUCACAUUCAGACACUCGACUUUCGGUGAUGCUGAAUGGAUUCGAGCUGCAUGUUUUCAAUCGAUCUGAAAUGUACUCGAAACUCGAAAAAAUAUUCGGAUUAAAGCCAUCAAUUUUGAUUCCGAAUGAAAAUAUGACAGCUGAAGAAGCCGCAAAAAUGCGUGAGGUCACCUUGAACUUGGAAAAUGAACGGAAAAAUAGUGUGUCAACGAAUAAAAAUAAAAAAGCCAAAUCAGAAGCAAUGGCAGCUAAAACGUGGCGCGAUUUAAUUCCAGUUAUCAAAAUUGACAUUUGUUCGGGGCGUUUUGUGUUUGGCAAUCGUUUGACGCCGACCACAUUGUCACUGUGUGUUGAAGAAGCGAAAUGCGUAUACAGCACCAAGCCAGCCGCUUCGCGCUUGGACCAUUUUAUGCACUUUUUAAAGGCAAAAAUUGAAAAUGCCAAAGUAUUAUUAGCACCAUCGCCAAAAUAUACUGGCUUGGUUGAUGAUCCACCCAGAUAUAUGGGCGAAGGAUAUGUUGUGAUGAUGUCUAAUUUAGUAGAAUUGUACUAUUAUAUUGAUGAACCGGGAAUCGUGGAAGAGGAGCCGGUUCUGUUAACAUUAGCGAAUGGUGAUGUGGUCGAAGCAUCGCCGCCCGUUUGGGGCCUAGACGUAAAAUGUGGAAAAGGAACCAAUUUCAGUUAUGGACCGUGGGCUGACCGACAGAGAGAUCAUCUCUUUAAAUUUUUCUUCCCGCCCGAUUGGCAAACGAUGCAAGUGACUACGCCGCCAAAGCCAGGCGAUCGACGUGAGUAUCAAUCGUUCGAUUUGAGUCUGAGCACUCUGAACGAAGCAACAAUCGAUGUAUUAUUCUCCAAGAACAAAGAAACGAAUGCAAUGCAUGUUACAAUCGGUCCUGGGUCGUACUUCGAAUUAACAUUGCCAUGGAUCAUCCUACAAGAUGGCUUCACAACGAAAGUAGCCGGUCAAUUGUUGCAUGUGGAGGCAACAACGAGUUUGCAAUACCGUAGUUUAGCCAAAUGUGAAUCGCUGGAAUUCAAGAUCCGAGUACAUUACCCCCUGAGAUUUAACGAUCAUCAAGAGUGGAUCAUCAAUUUGACUGGCUGUAAAGCGACAGCCUAUUUAUUAUUUGCACAUAAGCUCUUCUUCCAAGAUUUGAUUGAAGAUUGGGCCUCGAAAGCCCGACCUGACAUACUGGAAUUCGUUCCAUACACGUGGAAAUUCUGCGUUUUGCUAAAAGAAUUCGAAAUACUCAUGCUGUGCAACGAUUACAAUUGGAUCGAUUGCUCAAGCACCAACCAAGAAAAUAAUCAUUUGGCGUUCUGUGGCGAUUUAUUCGAUUUGAGUUUUAAUCUGCCGUUUGACGAUUUUCUACCGAAAACAAUUCCUAUUCGACUGUGGAUCCAUGGCGAAGAUUUAGAUCUCAGUUUGUAUUUGCCGGAAAUAUCGACAACAAGACCGGUGGUCUUGGGAAUAGAUGCAAAUAUGAAAUUCCUUACGCGCGAUGGCCAAGUCAAAAGAGUCAGCGAUAUUCCUAAGAAAAAAUGGCGAAAAGACUGCCUUCGAAGUGCCGGUUGGAUUGACUGUUGGAGUGUUAGCAUCGUUGCAAUAAAAAUCAAUUGGAUUUACCACUUGAUUCCGCCACUGGGGCCUGUUCCUCAAGCCGAUAUUACUACACCCGAAAAAGAGGAGAUCCUCUUAAGUCCGAUUCGAAUGCCCAAACUCAAAUCGCCAGCAUUAAAAUGGGUUCAAACCGACUCUGCACAAUUCGAUCCAAAUACACUGCCACCAGACAAAGUCAAUGUAGAAAUAGAGAUUGGAUCAUCGGUUCUUUUUGCCUAUGGUACCAUUCUGAGAAACUUCAUUAAUUUGAAGGAAAACAUAUUUGGUGAAGAUCAAGAAUUCACCGACAUGAGCGUGAGCGUAGUAAAUACAAAAUCAUCAGUGCUACCGAAUCUAGCACAAUCAAUUCUGAAAGUUCCACUAAACUCUUCGAAUAAGGAUGAUGCAUCGAAAUCCAUUUCGGAAGUGAGUGCUGUUGACGAAAAACCGAAACCGUUCGACCCACGGCUCUAUCGUCCACUUGAAGUCAUUGUUUCGUUUACGAUUCAUGACGUUCAAGCUCAUAUUGUUAAGAGUUGCAAUGAUAACGACCCACCGUGUCCGAUCAUUUUGAUUGAGCGUCUUGGCCUGGAGCUCAAAAAACGGUUCUACGAAACGGAAAUUCAAAUUCUGGUUAGCCCGUCAUUCUUGAUCUCGUCCGACACCGUUGUUCGGCCAAGUAAAGAGAAGCAUUUGAAACAGGGUCACUUGCUUUUAUCGGCGAUGCAGGUGCGUGGCCAUGCAAUGUUCAGUAUGGAAGGAAGGUCAUUGGACGAAGAAACUGUCGAAUACGGAUGGUUGCUAGAAAUUCAUCUGGGUAAAUUGUCAGGCAAAUUAACCAUACCGCAAUUGUAUCACAUUGUAACGGGAUUGGAAACAUUCCUAACGCUGGCAAUCGAUGCUGAAAAUGAGUUGCGACCGCCAAAUUCCCAACGAGACUGCCAUCACGGAGUUUCAUCGAGCCAAUGUGCCCAUACGAAAGACGAAAUCAAAUACCGUUGCCCAACAUCGGAAGAUAUUAAGUAUCGCAUGACUCGUGUGGCACUUGAUGUUAUUGACUUGUAUUUGAUUGAUAGCGGAACGGCAUUACACACAUGGAUAUCUCCGGUGCGAGUGUCCACGUGCAAUUUACAUGGACAGAAAGUGAAAUCGGGUGUCACUGCGCUCAUUUCCACGGUCCUGAUUCGUCACUUUGUGUCAACAAACGGCCAUUUUAGUCAAGCAAACAACGGCAGUAGUUCAUAUAGCAAUACAAAUACAACGGGAAGUGGCCGAUCAUCAAAAGUACAACAACCACACAGUCAAAACAAUUCGGAUGAGAAACGCGAAGAUUUGAAUAUUUUGGUGAAAAAAGAUGCAGGAAGUUCAGUGAAAUAUAAAAAGGAAUCGGAUUAUGGAUUCAUCGGUAGUGGACACCGAAGAGGCUCGCGAGAUAAGGACGAUGUUCAUUCGCAUCGGCGUUCACGCGAUAACGACUUUCACCAUCGACGAGAGAGAGAUGAGUUCUCAUCAAUGCAUUCAUCGGGCCGAGAUAAGAUUCGAGAUUCAGAAACAGACCCGUGGCUUGAAGUGGGAUGUGUCUCUUUUGGACCAGUCGUUUUGGAAUCAGCAUCGGCUUUGCCUAUCCCAGAGCAUUGUCUGCAUCUUGUGCAACACAAUUUCCUAAAAGUGCAUGACAAAAAACAUAAACGGCUAUGGUUCCUAUGGAAUUCGGGCUUUGAUGCAAUGCGUUGCGGUUGCAUUGGUGGUACCGCUUUCUUUGGCAACAACAUCAAUGGACCGAAAUUCUUCAAACCAUCGGCUCAAGACAUUCAAGAUGGCAUCAAUAUAGCACGAUACCAUAUCAACACAAAUUCGAAAGAGUAUGGCUUUGGACAAAGUAUACUGUAUGAAAAUCAAUUGGUGUUCCAUACACCACCGUACAGUUUACAACCAGUAUCACUGCAAGAGUGCUACGAAUAUAUCGGGAAAACGAACAUUUGUGUAUCGAAGUAUGAUCCUGAACCGAAAUCACCACACAAUGUCGACACCUUGUGUACCAGCAGUAUUUCUCCCAUCGAAAAGAGCGACCGACAAUCAAAUGCAGCAAGAAAUGUCGAGGGUGGCUCACCAAAUGUAUUUGACAGAAAGCAGCUACGCAAGCAUUCAACAUCCACUCAACGGCAAAACAGUAGCUCAAGCACGCAUGAGGUGCCAUACGCUCGACUGAUCGAUAGUCCAAACAGAAAACCGGGACAAGCUGCAAAUAGUUCGACACCAGUUCCUAAUGAGUCCGAUGUAAAAUUCAAAACGAAUCGAUCCAUUCGUGUGCCAACACCAAAGUCUAGUGCAUCCGAAUCUAAGCUCACUGUAGACUACUUCCAGAAGAGUGACAUAUCGAUUCCAAGUGAAAUAAUGUCACAUUCGGCACCACAAACACAUCCGCUCCAAUUUGAUUCCGACCAAUCGAUUGACAGUAAAAUCAAAUCAGAUGAAUCGUUGGCACGUGAAGUUCAACGAACGAUAUCGCUGACCUCGGAAAAUCCGUCGGAAGCAUUCUUUUCGGCAGAUGAGGAUAUGCACUCGUCCAGUCUGCGAACAAGCAUAACCGAUCGCGUAAUUCAGAAGAAACGAUUUGCAUCCGAUUUAAGUAUUGGAGUGCCACCAGACGUGAAUGGAUGUUUGUCAACGCAUCGUAGCGAUUAUGAAAUUCAUACGCCCGACAACAGAGACUAUCGAGUAAAUGCAAAACGACCGCAAAGCACAGCCGAACUCAGCAACGACGAACGUCGUUGUCUUCAUGGUCUUGCCACGCCGCUACGGAGAUUGUGUAGCGUUUCACCAAGACCAGAACAAUUCAGGCACUUUAAACCAGUCUAUGAUGCUGAAUCACAAGAGUCAUCAUCGGAUACGCCGUCACUGUCAUCGAAUUCGUUCAUAUCGGCAAUGUCAUCGCAAGAGGAUAUUACCUUGGUCAAUCUGCAUAUGCAAGUGAAUAAACCUAUAAUCGAUUCACCGUUGCUGAUGGCGAGCUAUGUGUCACACCUUGCUCAAGUUCGAUGCACAAAUUGGUCCAGUUGCUGUUUGCCAUUGGGUGCCGACGCCUUUUCAACACCUCUGUUUCAGCAGAAUGACGACGGUGGUUUAACAUACAUUGGUUGUAAGCUGGUGCCGAAUUUCAACACAUACUCAAAUUGGCGGGAAAUACGGAUAGUUUCACAUUCCGAUGCAGGCAGCACAUCAUCGAUGCACGGAACUCAAUCAAUUCCGCGAUCACAUCCGUGGGAUCCAAGUGUAACCAUUCGAUCUGCUGACACUGGCAGCCACGUUGACAACGACGAGAAAGAGUUUAUGACCUCGCAAAAUGACACCGCAACGCGGAAUUCAGUAGUUGUCAAGUUCAAGGGAAAUCUCGAAGUAACUCUAACACCACUUCUAUUGGAGGGACUACAAAAAAUGAUCGAAUCAGCGAUACCUGUUUUCUCCACCAUGCACCCAUUGAACGCAAUCAAUUCAAUGCAUGCGUCUUGUAUUCGAAAUGUUGAAGCGGCAAACAUAUUGAAAAAGGAUCAAUCGCUGAGCUAUUGGUCUCGAGUGCAUUCUAAUUCGAAACGUUCGACAGCAGAGCGAAAUCUUCAAGGGCCCGGCGGUGGCUCUGGACCGGUCAUAACAGAUGUGUACGAAGAAAGUAUUUCGACGCAAAUCCAAGGAUUGGUGGUAUUGCAAAGAGUCAAUAUUUCACUCAUUCAGACAUCGGUGGUGGAAGAAGUAAUAUCAUUCUCUGCAUUGGACAACGUUCAAGAACUAAGUUGUGCAUCCCUUUUGGCCGUUAGUUUUGAUCAAAUAUCGGCGCGUUUGCAUUUGGGUAAAACCACGAAAGCAGCUAUUCACACCGUUUACACACCAACGGUUCGAUCGAGUGGAUUGAAAAAGGGACGUAUUAUGAAGGGAACGAGAGCUCUUUUAUCUCACUUGUCGUCACAUACUCGGAACGACAACAUUCCUGGCGAACCAAUAUUAAUCGAAACAUCCGAGAAACAGCAAGAGGAAUUGGUGAUAACCUGUGACAUAUCCAAGGCACACGCUCAACUGCGACGGUUAAAGAAUGAAAGCGUUGUUUUGCAAGAUGGCCAGAUUAUUGUCACAGCCAUUCCAAUACAUAAGAGUCGUGCAAUGUUCGAUUGCAUUAAACUGCCCGAAGAAUCGAAUAAGGAUAUAAAUGCAUUCGGUCUGAUCAUGUUCGAGUGUGGCCUGGAAGGCAUUAGAACCAAAAUGGUUAAACGAUCGCAAUUUGAAAAGUCUGAAAAUAACGAGGAUAAUAUCAAGACUGUUGUCGACUCGACAAACAAGCGCGACGCAUCAAAUGCUGAUAAGCAUACAGGAAAAGAAGAGCCAUCUGGUACAAAAGGAAGCGAGGCGAUGAUGCCGAAGAGCAAUUUGAAAAAUCCAACAACGCCAAAGACGCCUCGCGAUAAACUUCAACCCAAUUCUGAGAUUAAAUCGAAAGAAGGAGAAACUAAUGUAAAGGACAAGAUCAAGUUUUCAUUCAUAUCAUCCGAAUCAGUUCACAAGGCUGGAGGAAGUGAUCUAUCGCAGCAACCAUCAACAUCAGCCAAUGCAGCUAGCCAUGACAAGGAAACAAACAAGGCUGUUGUUGCAGUCUCGAAUAAUAAUGGACGUGCAUCGUCCUGCGUGAUUGACUUGAAAACCGUAUGGUUUAACUUUGCUGCACCGCCAAGCGUUCCAAUCACACGUAAAAUCGAUUAUACGCGACUGGAUUGGAAUUUGCUGAGUACUGCAUCACCUGCAAUUACAGCGUGGAUGAACCCCAGCAAUCGAUUUGCCAUCAAAGUGGUCGCCAUGAUGAAGGCGUUCCACUUGAGACGCACAGCGAUUGCUGCAUGCAUUAUGGCAGAUGGACUCGAAGUGCAAGGCAUACAGAAACAUCCGAAGACACGAUAUUCGGCGAAAUUCACACCGUUGGCAAAGACACUCCAAGAGGAUCCAAGUUGUCAAUUGUGCACGGUGAUGCAGAAGUUUGUUAUUCAAGAAACUUCUCAUAAAAUAAAUCACAUACUGAAACAUCCAGAUCUACCACAGUUGACUACACUGCGUCAGGGUGUUAUCGUACUGAGUCGUCAAUGGAAAAAUAUGCUGUACAAUCCAAUGUUGUUCGAACAUCAAUACAAAAACAAAUUAACGCGGCCGUUGAAUGUCACCUUUGCCGUUCCGCAAUCCGAAGAGGAGGGUGAAGAUGAAAAUGACAUGGAUGGAAAUGAACCAGCCGAACAUAAUACGCUUAUCAAUGAUGAAGAGAGUGAACAUACAAUGCUCUUGGGCCGUGGUGCAAAUCAACAAUACAAGGUGUUGAAAGCACCUGAUGUCACGACUCAGGUAAAACUUUCAGAUUCGGCCAACACAUCGCCAUCGUUUAAUUCGAUGAAAAUGCGGAAACGACCGAGCAAGAAUUCACUGCCACAUGUUGUCCAUUCGUCGAGGUCCAGUUUGCAUAUGUUCCCAAUCAUAUCCGGAUUGGUUGAAAAGCAAAAUCUUGAGAUUGAGUAUGGAACACUUCGAGAUGGAUCACUGCAAUCGUGUUAUAGUUCGAAUACCUCGUUAGAUCGACCAUGGUCGCCUACACCGAAAGACGAUCUUUAUUCUUGGAUGGCAAAACAGCACAAAGAACGAAAGGAAUCAGUCAACAAGGAGAAUGCAGGAAGUAUUAUUGAGACGAAACGAACAAUGACACCGACACGACCAUCGUUUGGUGCAUCGGUGAUGCAAGAUUCGCUUCGCUUAUUAGAUGCGCAUUUGAUUUUUGAGCCGAUUUUAACAUGUUUGGGUGUGAUGCCCCAACAAAUGGUUAAUAACAUAACAAAUUCCGACAUGCCAUCGUUGGAUAGCCUUGGUACGAAUCUUUCACUCGUCGGUUCAUUCGAUGUGAUGCGUAUCGAUAUUGUAGUGAGCGAACCGAAUGAGAAGAAGUUGAAAAAUCGUCCAGGUCCGCGCAAAACAAAUGGAAAAUUCCCACAUCCAAACCUAGAGGAAAUGCCCGCAUUCCUGUGUGAACGAGUCGGCGUUGAGCUGGAAGUUUUGAAAGUGACUGAUGGUCUAACCGAUGACAAUAAACCAAAUGCACUCUAUGUGUCACGCGGACAGCUGAAGAAGCUAACAAGCACCAUGAUCAAUUUCAGUUUCAACGUUCGGUACAUUUCACAACAGGUCAAUAUGCCACUGUUGCGACUACUGCAUCAAAUCACGAAUAUGUAUCAAAAUGUAAAAGAUGCCCAAGAUGAACUAUGCGAUCAGCCGACAACCUAUCGGAACACAUUACCAUUGAAAGACGAAUCCAGUUUGGCAUCGGAAAUGAAUGAUCCAACAAUAAUGGAAUCCAUACAAGAACCACUGGAUAGCACAUUGCAAGAUGAACAUUAUGAUAAAUUUAACGAAGGCUAUCAACUGGGCCAUUCGAGUAGCAAAGGUCGAAUACCAACUGUGGCACUGACACCAUCACCUGGAGUACGCAGACCACAAAGUUUUGCGCAAAAACUAAAAUCAACAAGCAAAACCGUCAAAGGAAAACUCGGAUACACAAACCUAAAUGAAAGCAUCUUAACACCAAUUAAAAAGAGCCCAACAAUGUCCAUUGAUAAUCCGUUCCGAACAUCAAAAAAUUUUGGUGACCAUCAAAAAUUCGCAAACGGUCUUCCAUUUGGUAUUGCACCCGAUGCGCACACGCACCGAUCAUCAUCGUCGAACAUUUUACCUGGCACAAGUGGCUUAAUGGAUACGCCGAUUUGUUGGAAAACAAUGUUCCAUUUGCUUGAACUAUACGCAACUAUGCCUGAAACAAAAACCGUCAAACAAAGAGUGUCUAUAUCACCCGAUCCCACCGAGAAAACGGCUAAAAAGUUGAACAUUUCAAAUGAAUCCAAAACGAUUGACAUCGAAGAAGAAAUACCAACGACACCAUUGCCACCACACCGAGAGACUACGCAGCCUGAAAGGACUCGCUUGAUCGUGUUCGGUGUGGCUAAAAUCCAGAAAACACGUCUACUGGCUACAUUAAGCGGAUUAAAGUUGGAAGCAGAGAUAAGUGCUUUGCACAGCAGUGCAACGUGGCGAAAGAAAACGAGACCAAUUGCUCUAGAGUGUUCACACACUGGUCAAUUGGGACGAGCAAUGAUCGUUUUACUGGAAGGAGUUGCUCCAAACCAACAAACCGUCGUAAAAGUCACCGUAGGCAAGAGCCAAACAUUAUACUCGAGCGUUUCGAGACGAGGCAAAGAUAAGAACAACGGGUUGUUGUCAAUCGGAGCUGUUAAUAUUGACAUUCCACAGCACCCAGUCGCUUUGCACGGUGUAAUGACACGAAGUUCGAAGCAAUUGUCUACAACAUUGCAGGAACUGCGAGUUACGCGCAAUUCAGCCAGAUUAUCGCGUCAAAAUGAAGAAGCGGAAUCACCGACACAUUCCAAGGACAAUUCCAAAGAGAAUGGACGAAAUAUCGAAAAAACCACACCGUUCCCGACCAAAGUGAAAUCGGCCAGUGGAUUGAUCCAGCCACUAGUGAUGCAAUUCAACAUUCUUUUGCAAAGCCUAUCAAUAUCGGCUGCGCUGCUUCCAUCACUCCAAGCGCAGUAUAAAAUGGAUCGCGUUACGUCCAACGGAAUCAGCGGCUACAAGGCCAAAUUCACAAUUGAUUUGCCGAAUCACACUCUGAGCUUUACAACAAAACACUCUACAACGUCGUCUGCGGAGACCAUUCUUCCACCGGAGGCAUCGAUUUCAUUGCCUCCGAUUCAUGUGAGUGCACAAUAUGUGACCGAAAAUGCUUCUCAAGACAUUCCUGUCGAUGGUGUGGUCCUUCGACAAGGCGGCUACGUAUCGGCUUCGGCAGAGAUUGGAAAAUUCGAACGAUGUUUGACCACUGACCUACUCAACCAUUUAGUAUUUGCGCAAAAGGUGUUUAUGCGCGAAGUGAACGAAGUUGUUCAAAAGGUAUUAACCGGCGAAAAACCAGUACCACUUUGGCUAGACGAUGGCGAACUCAGUACAUCGCCAGUCAAACAGAUUCUUUUUUCGCUCAACAUUCGCAUGGAACGUAUCCAAUUGACUGCAACAACUCCAUGCUCAUCGGCCGUGCGGUUCGAAACGAAUGCUUUGGAAUUCCAUUUAUCCAACCGAGUGAAAAAUAUCGCUGAACGAGCCAAUACAAAGCUAUUUGUGAAGGCGCAAAUUGAUUUCAAUUUAUCACUCGGACAAAUCAUUCGCAAUGUUAUGUUCGACGAAGCCGAUCCCGAAUUCCAACAGUAUGCCUUCUUCAAUACGACCAUCGAUUUGAGAAAUGCAUUCCAAGAUGAAAUGCUGAACGAUGACCAAGAAUUGGUGCUAAUUACUUUGAAACGUCCACUGAUCUAUAUUCAGCCAGUUGCUGUUGAUAAAGCAAUUUUAGUGUGGCUUAACUACAAAAAUGCCUAUGAAUAUUGGGCGGAGAGACGCGCCAACCUGAAUAAAGACGUGCUAACAGCCACACAACAAGUUUUAGAGAAAAUGCCAUUCCAACAUUUGAGCGCAUCGAAUUUAUCGACGCUGUUCUUGCAAUUGACAGUCGAAGACAUGGGCAUUUGUUUGCCAUUGAAUCAACCGCCAAUGACCAAUUGGACGGCCCGAUCAUUUGCUGACUUUGAACCACGAGGUGCUGUUGUGAUAACACUUGAAAAUACAAACAUAACCGCAUGUAAUUCCGGAUCACUGGUAUCAACCGGUAAAUUCUUUGGACUUUGUCUUCGAUUCACUGAUGAAUUUGAAACAACAUUGGAUGACUGGAAGCCAAACAUGAAUGAACCGAUUAUGAAUUUGUGCGUGGUAUCCGAGGGUACAUACGAAGUUUGUUCGCGUACAACAGUCGCCAAGAACUCCACAGAAAAUGCCAAGUGGCUUUUGAAUGUGAAGUGGCAAAUGGAAGGUGUCGACAUUCAUUUGGAUGUAAACAUUGGAAAGCAGCUGUCUGCAUUGGGCCAUACACUGACAACGCUUUCAAGUUUCGAAGAAGAUGAAAGUACAACGAUUUACAGUCAAGACAGUGACGACGGUGAUGGAAGCGUUAAAACGAAUAAGGAAAAGCAGAACAAGCGACAGCAAAAAACCAUGGAAAAUAUCCCAUCGUUUAUAUUCGAUCCGACACUGGAUUCGAAGAAACGGUCGCUGAUGAUGAAAAAGGAGAUGAGCGAACAGGUGAAGACAAUAAAUGAUUUACGAACAUUGGGAGCCACCGCAGCAACCAUAGCCGCUGAAGAAAGACGGUUACAGGAGCUACAAGCAUUAUGCUACAAAUACUUCCGCCGAGAUAUGAUUCAAAAAUGGAAACGACCGUCAAAAGUUAUGCUCAGAACUGCAAAUCGAUCGCAAUCGUUCGUUGCAGCUUCUCCAAGUGAUGAAAAUUUUUUGGUUCAAGAACUGGCCGAUAAUGACUUGAACAACAUGUUCGAUUAUGACAGUGGUGAUUUGCACAGUGAAUCAUCGAAAUCGGGUCCAACGCGCAGUUCAUCGUUGAAAAUUCGAUCAAAUCAAACUCAACGAGUGUCGUUCAACGAUACGAUGCGUCAGUCAUCAUUGCCGAGUGGUGAUUCUGUAACUUUCGAUUGGAAGGGCUCACAAUUAUCCGAUGUUAUUGAUGUCGACGGCGAACGAGUUGAAUUGCGGAAAAAGAAUCUGACGUAUCCACAGAAACAACAGGAGCCGAAUAUUGAUUUCGAACUGGACAUCAAAGUGCUGGUCAAUUCCGGCAAGUGUGUUUUGCACACAAAACCGGUGAACGAUGAAAAAAUUAAUGUUAAUACCUCUGCAACGGUGAAGCAUCACAAACGUGAACGUAGCAUAGGAACGGAUUGGGGCAGUCCAGUUGCUGGACGACGCAACAAAGAUAAGACACGUUUGCGGUACACAACUCCUCAGAAUACUGUGUUCGUUGACUUGACCAUUUUCCAUAUUCCCGGUUUGGACGUAAAAGUACACUACGAAUCGAAAACAGUAUCUGAUGAAGCGAUGCCACGUUUGAGCGUCACCGAUACAAGUACAUUCCGUAGAAGUGGCUUCAAGCGAGCAUCACUUUUUGCUUGGAUGACACUGCAAAGUGUGCCGGAAGAGACUAUCAUUUCUCCACAUAUUUUGGAAUUUUUGGAACAAACACUCGAACCAAUUCCAUUGAAAACCGAAGAACUGUUUCCGUCCAACAAUCCGGUUAAUAUGGAUCUCUUGCAAGAGAACUAUAACUAUGUGGCCUAUGCAUCAUUCCCCGUCGAUGUGAUCGUUUACUUCCAUAUGCAGCCGUCAACGUUCCGAUUCAGCUGCUUACCUGUUUCCCGUGUAGAGUGCCUACUACAAUUGCCCAGCUUGGACAUUGUGUUCAGUUCGAAGCGUCAAGAUGACGAUCAAGUGAUGAAUGAUGCUGAUAAGACACCAACGGGUGGACUGAGUAUCACCGGUUGCCUUGCCGAUUUCAAUGUGUACAUUUUCCAUCCAUAUGGAGGUGGAAAGAAGUCUGGACAAAGGGAGCCAUCGCAAUUCUCCCCACUGGCCGAUAGUGAACGCAAAGAUUCGUUGAGCAUCAAUGUGGAAUUCGUUAAAUUCCAUUUGACCAGAGCAAGAAAGAUUAAUUUCGAAACAAACUUCAAAAAGUCGAGUGAACAGCGCGCCAUUGUUCGAUUUUCAACAAUCGUUGACAUUGGAAGCGCUUCGUUUAAAUACGAUAUGCGUCGUCUUACGGAGAUUUUAGCCUUUCCAAAUGCCUGGUACAGACGACGUAUCGUACGACGUCUAUUCUUAGGCGAUAUUAGCACGAAAAUGAAAACAAAUCCAACGAAUGAACCCGAAGCACCUACUAGUCCGAAUCCAAGUGAGCUAAAUAAGGACCACGCCAGCAUCGAGAAACCCGUACGAAAACCAGGCGAUCUGCGUUUGGACAUCAAAACCGACAACAUUUCACAAACUUCAAAACUUCAUUCGGAAAAGUCAAGCUUCGACUCGAGCACUUCACUCUCCGAAAGCAAUCAAAUCGCAUCGUGGGAAACACUAGUGUUAUUUGCUUUCAAUUUCACAAAGUUGAAUGUGCAAAUGAAUAUGGGCAAUGUUAUGGGCAAUGUGAUUUGGCUGACUAAAGCAUUCCGAAGUGACGGACGCUUGAGCAUCGGCAGUACCGGUCGCAAAAAUAUGUAUAUCGGUUUCGGACUUGGUGGUUCAACGCUCGAUGCCAAAGGCGGUAUUGUUGGUGGAACAAUCGAUUUGAACAAAAUCAAUACAUAUACUCAUAUUUGGGAAGAACAAGGUGUCGAACCACACCAUAAACUCGGACUGACGCUGGCCGCGCUAGAACUUCGUUUGGACUAUAUGGGAACCAGUGUUUUAAUGACUCGAAUAAGUUCUCUCAAUGUUGCCAUGAGAGAUGAAUGGAAAUGCUCAACAGAAAUUGGCAAAAUGCUUCCGAAUGAACGGCCCACAAUAAUUCUAAUACACGGUGACUUGAGCUGGGACCAGUUUCAAAUGAUGAUAUCGAAAUCAACAACAGCUGACCUAUUGAAAAUGUUCUACAAGCUUGAAGAGUUCUUUAGUCAGCAGUUCAAGUCAUCGAAACGCGUAUUUACAAAUCUGGAACCACGGCUAUCUAGUCGAUCAUCAAGUAGCAUAUCACGUCGACAGCGAAAAACAACACUAAACUCGGAGAAUUCAUUCGAGUCGCGAGAAUGGGGUGAUGCUCAUCAUCAUAGACACUGGCAGAAGCCAUUAAAAAAAGCAAUGGGACUAAUGCUGACAACAUUAAGCGUUCCACUUCCAAAAACUGGUAUCGUUUUGGGCGGUACAAUUGAGCUGCAUGGAACCAACAUUUCACUGGCCUGUUUCCAUGGAAUUAAUUUCAAGGCUAAAUCAUGGGCAUUGUUCAGUUUACGUGAUCCUUGUAUUAAUUUCGCCACCGAAGCAAAACAAAUUGAUAACACAAACGAUGUCAUGGUUAUUCAAACGUUAACUUUCGGAUUGGGCAUUGCGAACAAUACGAAUCAGACCCACUCGUUGGCAACAGUUUGUCGUAUGACGCGCAAUAUAAUAUUCCCGCCACAAUUCAAAACGUUGCAAGAAUGGUUUAGCUACGCAUUUGCCAGCAGUGAAAUCGAUGCGGUUGAACGGUUCCCGGUGUCCGAACGCGAAAAAGAGCAAAAUACAAACUCAAUCGAGCGAAGUCGAGGUCAGUCGAAUAAAACUCAAGACCACAAUCACAACCGUGAAGUAAUAUUUGCUUUACCAAGCCUGCGAUUACACUUCAAAUCAGAGCACUUGCAAGGACCCUGUACGCCCGACUCCAAUUCAGACAAACCAUCAGUACAAUGCAGUUUCAUCACGGAGUUUGAGGAUCACAUUUUCGUGACAGUCGACGCGGACGCAUUCUUCUUCUUACACGAUUUGAUCACAUCAUAUGUCAAGGAGAAGGAAAAAAUGUUGAUCUCACAAAAUGCACGUGCAUCAUCACCAAAUCCGUCGCAGUCAAGCAAUUCACCCACGUCGCCUAACGAUGUGAAAAAAUCUGAUCAAGCUCCUACAACCAGUUCAUCGCCAUCACCAAGCACCUCAACUGGAGAAAGCACGCCCAAUCAGUCGAAGAAAGGAUCAACGGAUAAACUACAAGCCAUGCUGAACAGCAAAACGAUCAGUGCUAAGUUGAAUAAAUCGGAAAUCGAAGCCUAUCUGAGAGAUUGGCGAAACUUUGAGUGUCAAACAUGGCAUUUGGAACCGACAGUACGUUUACUGUCUUGGGCUGGUAAAUCGAUCGAACCGUACGGUAUCGAUUACAUUCUCAAUAAAUUGGGAUUCAGCCAUGCACGAACAACAAUACCAAAGUGGCUUCAACGCGGAUUCAUGGAUCCGCUCGAUAGCCUGGCAGCAUUACUCAUCAUUCAAUUGCUCAGUUUAGUUAAAGACGACAGCACAUCAAGUAGUGAUGACGCCAAAAAAGAUAAUAAAUAAUU
Molecule: messenger RNA, 15392 nt
Organism: Sitodiplosis mosellana (orange wheat blossom midge)
Lineage: Eukaryota; Metazoa; Arthropoda; Insecta; Diptera; Cecidomyiidae
Gene: tweek
Product: bridge-like lipid transfer protein family member 1
Biological process (GO): synaptic vesicle endocytosis
Source: RefSeq, a predicted model, not a curated record